CAUCAUCGUCGUCAUGUCGAGUCAGGUUCUUUUUUUGUCUUUGGUUGGGGGUUGACUAUGACGUGUUGAGUAUCGUGACUUCAACAGGGAGUCAGGUACCUUGAUACUGAAGAGUAAGGUGCGAGUAAGGGGACAUGGAAGUUGUCGUUGCGCUUGUGAAGUACUCGUACAAACGACGUAUCAUUUCUAUGAUGUUGAGCAUCCUCGGACACCGCCGCAUGGCUUUGCUGAUGCUACCAGCAUAGUACAAUAAUGUGUAUACAUUGCAGGAGUGGCGACAGAGUAUUGCAUUGUAUUGUCUUGUCCCCAACGACACCUGCAUCUCGUAUUCCGGGUCUCAUAAACCCAGUUCCAGCCAGCCCCGUCCUCCUCACCCAUGUAAUCGAGAAAUCGCAUGAUACCAUUAUGGUCAAGCUCGAUCUGACAGCUAACAAUAACACCACCCAGUAGAGCUUCCGCAUCCCAGCCUCUGAUCGGGAUUGACAAACGAAAAGGAAAAAGUGUGGCGCGUUGCUUUGCAGCGCAACGUC
This is a messenger RNA of Aaosphaeria arxii CBS 175.79, 530 nucleotides long. RefSeq lists its product as uncharacterized. The record is from RefSeq and is a predicted model, not a curated record. The coding region runs from base 253 to 450 and encodes 65 amino acids. The transcript has a single exon. Lineage: Eukaryota; Fungi; Ascomycota; Dothideomycetes; Pleosporales.